Molecule: messenger RNA, 1544 nt
Organism: Helicoverpa armigera (cotton bollworm)
Lineage: Eukaryota; Metazoa; Arthropoda; Insecta; Lepidoptera; Noctuidae
Exons: 3
Coding region: 101-1273 (390 amino acids)
Source: RefSeq, a predicted model, not a curated record
AUAAUUGAUUGUUUUAUCCGUGUCCACGGCUAUCUAACUCAAACAUACUUAAUCGAGAUAUACAUUUAUUGUACUAUCAGUGUGUAUCGAGACCGCAACCAUGGCGAACACGGAAGAAUCUCUGAGAAACUUGUUGAACAAGAUAGCCCAAGAACAAAAUUACGAAAACCCUGAAAUUGUCAUAAAUGCAAUAUCCAGUGGCGGAGCGAAUUACACUUCUAACCUAUACACGGCGAUCAUACGAGGUAAAAAUAAAGAAGAUCUUAAUUUAUUCGCUAAAGUUGCAGCUGUCGGUGAAAAGUUCCGCAGCGAAAUACCUAUCGACUUUUUUGGUAAUGAGCGAUUAGCUUAUACAGAACUAUGGAAGAUUUACGCAGCUUUAGAAGAAGAACAUGGAGUUCCCGAGGAGCACAGAGUUCUGUACACCAAGUGUUAUGGGAUUGAUGACACGCUGUAUAAGGAGACCAUGGUAUUAGAGAACUUGAUAGCUCAAGGCUACCAAGAAUGUGACAGGUUCAAGCCGGUAGACUGGGAGUACGCCUCCGCAGCCUUCACGGAAUGUGCCAAGCUGCACGCGCUUUCCUUUGCCUUUCGCAAACAUCGCCCAGAUGAAUAUGAUAAUUUAUGCAAAAGUUUUAAAUCGUCUUGGGAACAUAUGGAUAUGGAAGCUAUCAUAGGAAAUUCGAUAAAAGUAGCAGUAACUGCUGUCAAACCAGAACACAAACAAUCGUUUGAGAAGUUUAUGAAGGACAAUCCAGCACAACACCUCGUCAAGUUGUUUAGCGCCCAAAGAGCUGAAGCGAUCGUCCACGGCGACUUCAGGGGGAGCAACCUGCUGCACAGAGUACGCGAGGACGGGAAAGUGGACAUCAAGGUCGUCGACCUACAAACGCUGCAACUGGGGAGCCCAAUAGCUGAUCUGAUUUACUUCAUCUUCGCGGGCUCCGACGAGAAGUUCCGCGCUAAGUACUUCGACAAACUGUUUGAACACUACUACACGCAGCUCAGCGCCUCCAUGAGGAGGCUGAACCUCAACCCUGAUGAGAUAUACUCAAAGGAAGACUUCUAUGCCGACUUUAAAGAGAAACUGCCAUAUGGGCUGACAAUGGCAUUGUCUUCUCUGGCUGUGGUGACCAUAGACACGGCUGACGCGCCAAAGGUGGACGAGUCUCUCGGGAUGUCAGCCUUUUCGGAGAUGAAAACUAGCGACCUCUAUACUGAGAGACUUAAUGAAGUUGUUAACGAUUAUGUGAGAUGGGGCAUUUUGCACUAAAUUUUGGACCAACUGUAAGACUUAUAAGAUUGUAGCAAACACAUAUUGAUUUAGUAGUUACCUGUUGUUCGUCGUUCGUGACCAGACCGUAUGGAAAAGGACUUAUGGUCUUAAAAUAGUUAAAUAGAUUUAGUCAAGUACCUCAGUCGUAGCGUGUUGUUAAACUGUACAAAUGCACUAGUUAAAGCAUGUAAAUGUAUAAAUCGUGUAUCUGUAUAGUUACAGAUUGCUCUGCUUUUGUACAGAUGUAUUUUUAAUUUAUGAGAAUUAG